Molecule: messenger RNA, 3731 nt
Organism: Ostrea edulis (European flat oyster)
Lineage: Eukaryota; Metazoa; Mollusca; Bivalvia; Ostreida; Ostreidae
Exons: 12
Coding region: 53-1324 (423 amino acids)
Biological process (GO): activation of GTPase activity; nucleocytoplasmic transport
Cellular component (GO): cytosol; perinuclear region of cytoplasm; nucleus
Molecular function (GO): small GTPase binding; GTPase activator activity
Source: RefSeq, a predicted model, not a curated record
GGAGAUCUUUUGUGCGCUUGGGUUCAAAAGAACGUAACAACAGUCAACAAAGAUGCCGAAAAAGAGUGGGAAAAAAGGAAAAGGCAAAGGAAAAAAGAAGGCCAAGAAAACAGUGGCUGGAGCAGAGGAUAUUGUGCACAGUCUGCUGAAAUGUUAUGAGAGGAAUUGUGGACUGACCGAGUCCCAAAUGAGUCCCAGAAUCAAAAGUGCAUUGAGAGAUUGCAAGGAGAAUGAGAAAGUGCUUUCUACUUUUAUCUUGGAGCCUGUGCCUGUGGAGAAGGAGGGGGAUCUGCCUGUGUUACUGGAGCCCCUAAUAGCAGCUUUCAGACAGGAACGAUAUGUUCACAUCCAGGAUCUGUACGUGUGGAAUUACCCGAUGACAUACGAAAACAUGGCAACCGUGGCUUUGCUGAUGGAGAAGGCCUGCUACCCCCUGAAAUAUAUGGAGUUCCUGGACUGCCUUUUGGAGGGAUACUCCCUUCAGCGGUUCACGAGGUCCUUCAACUUCUGCUCCACUUUGACCUCUGUUACGUUGGACUACAAUGAGUUUGGAGAUGAAGGAGCCCGAUAUUUUUGUAAAGGACUGGAGGGAAAUAUCACGCUACUGUCGAUUAGCAUGUGUUACUGUGAUCUGGGUGUAGAAAGUGGUGAUAUCCUGGGCAAAAUGCUGGUCAAAACAGCGGUCAGGGAGUUGUACUUAGAUGGCAAUAACCUGGAGUGUAAAGGAGUGGUCAGUUUGAUUGACCAGUGUGCUCAGCAGGCUCUCUACGAGUCCACAAUGAGGGCAGAAGAAGCAGCCAGAAAACUCCAAGAGGAGGCGGAGAAAGCUGAACGAGAGAGUAAGUUAACCCCUCAACAAAGACGUGAGAGAGAACAGGGUUACAGAUCUUCGGGAUUAUCUGGUGAUGAAGAUGGAGGUGGAAAGAAGAAAAAGAAAAAGAAAGGCAAGAAAAAGAAGAAAAAGGAGCCACCUCCCCCUCCCGCUGUAGGGCCAUGGAUCCACAAGCUACAUGUGGCAGAUAAUGGUAUUGAUGGUUUGGCAUUCAAGAAAGAGUUAGCUCCCCUUCAGAUGAUGAGAAUAUUAAGAAACCUCAUCAUGUAUUCCGAUUGCUUUGAGGAGUUGGACCUUGAGAAAAACUUGAUAGGUGAUAUGGCAGGGAAAGACAUUUUAGAAGCAUUAGAACACAGAAAAGAAACCGAAAAGCUAGGUGGCUGUAAAGUGCGGGUCACCAGCAGGAUAAAGAAGGACACUUUUGAUGGCAUCCUCAAACUAGGGUCUGGUCUCAAGAAAAAGAAAAAAGGAGGGAAAAAGAAAAAGAAAUAAAGGAGCGGAUCUACCUCAUUAGACAUCAGACGUUGUGACAGAUGACCUCAGUGGCGUUUAGUUACCAGUCAGUCAUGAUAACCGACCAGCCUUAAGAUAGUCCUACAGCACAGACAUAAUGAUGUAGCCUUAACUAGCUUGUCUUAAACUCACUACACAUUGAAAAUCAUUGGAAAAAACAUUAUCAUACAUCUGAUAUUCAUUUUUUCAUUAUAGCUGUGGUGAAUCAAGGGGGCAUAGUUACACCCCUUUGGUUUACGGUACACCCCCUUCGGUUUGAUUUUGUUUUACCAAAAUGGUUGUUCUUGUCAUCUUCGGGAUGCAACCCCCACCCCCCUUCUGUGGCAGAAAACAGAAUGAUCUUAUCUUGCACAUGAUCCUAUGAAUUUUUUCCGUGUCUGUUUCUUUUUAUAUACUAUACAUGUAUGUCCUAUCAAUGAAUGUUGUCUGCAUCAUGUAAGAUACCAUGUCUAAUGUAGCUUUGACAGAUUUUGAUUCGCACAGCUAAUUAUGAACUUUAAAAAGAAAUCUAGUCCGGUUAUUGCUACAUGUAUUUCUUCUUGACGUAUGUGUAACCAUGCGGGAUAUAAAAUUGGCAUUCCCGUGUGCAUUUAAAACAACAUAUAGUCCCAGCAAUAUGUGGACAUAUGUAAUGGAGAUCUUAAUCUAUAAUGACGCAGUUCUGUAGAUUUAGUAAGAUGAUAUCACCAGAUUGAUAAACUCUAAAUCCCUGGAUGGAAUCAUUGACACAAUAAUACAGUGAAAACUGUCUAAUCCGACACCUGUGUAAUCUGUUUCACUGGACAUUCCGACUCUUAUUUUUAAUUUCAUUGUUUUACAUUGUUUAUUCCGGCACAUUGUGUAUUCCGACAAAAAGCAGGCCUUCCAGAGAUUUCGUAUUAGACAGGUUUCACUGUAUAUCCCCCUCUAUAUUCAGUGUACAUAUAGCUUUAAUAGUACAAGGAUUCAUUCUUUGUAACAAUAAUAUUGGUGUACUUUGAUUAUGUCAAUGAAUUAAAUAUCAUCAUAAGUAUCUAAGUACACCAUCACGGGAUUGAAAUUUUUGUAAUGCUGUAAGUUUCAAUGGUCGAGUGAUCAUACAAUUUCAGUCUUUGCUCCUUUCAUGAUAAAAGCCUCGAACUUCAGUCCUUACAUUUUCCUUAACAUUUACAUGUUGCACUGUUUAAAUGGUGCUUUUUCGCUUUUGGUCCAUUAUUGUAUAUUAGAUGUGGUUUGUUGUAAGAUUUAAAGCUGAGCAGUAUUUUAAGCAUGUUUUUAUACGCUCGUCUUUAGACGGGACGUAUUAUGGUACAGCGAUGUCUGUACGUCCGUCCGUCUGUUCAGAGUUUUCUUUUUAUAAUUUCAUUUCCCUUUCACAUAUCAUGCUGAAACUUGCUGUGUAGCUUCUUUGUGGGUCACUCUAGACCAUACUGCAAUUUUGAUCCAUUUCGACCUUUUUUCCAGGAGUUUUGCCCCUUUAUUUGGAAAUAAUUAUUAUAUGGAUGUUACAUAAUUUGUCCACCCUACUCCUCCCACAGUUUUCAAGUGAGAGCCUUCUUAUUUUGUGGAGUGUUUUUAUGGGUAUUGAAGAUGUGCAUGUGGGAUGGAUUUUGAUUUUCUACAAUUUUUGAGAAAAUUACAGGUUGUUGAACUUAGUCUAUUUGGGAAUUAAUAUUCUAUGGAGGGUACAUAAUUUGUCCGCCCAACUCCUCCCACAGUUUUCAAGUGAGGACCAUCUUAUUUUGUGGAGUGUUUGUAUGGGUAUUGAAGAUGUGUAUCUGAGGAAGGAUUUUGAUUUUCUUCCAUUUUUGAAAAAAUUACAGGUUGUUGAACUUGGUCCAUUUUGAGGAAAUCUAGAUUUUUAAGUUAAGACCCUUUGUUCCAUUGAAAGUUUGUCACAGCCUCAUGAUGGCUGAUAAUACCUGAAGUAAAGUUAUACAAAUUAUAGCACAAGAAAAACACCCUAUGUAAGCAUUUCACGGGCGUAUUAUGUAUCGUUUGCGGUACUCUUGUUCAUUGUUAGUUAUAAUCAUUGCUCAUUGAGCGAAUUGUUGACAUAUGUACAUAUGUUUUUCAUUGUUAGUUAUAAUCAUUGCUCACUGAGUGAAUUGUUGACAUAUGUACAUUGAUUUGAUUAAGAAAUUCAUUGCAAUAUACAUGUAAGUGUGUUAUUUCUGUAAUGGUACAGUAUAUAUUCUCGAGUACUUCUCAUUGUCACUGUUUGAACGUGUUGAUCGACUGAGUUAUUUUUGCAGAGUAAGUGAGAUUAUGAUGAGUGUGGUGAAGAGUUAUUGUAACUAUUGGUUUUUUUUUAAUGUUGCUUGUUCCAACUCUGUGAUAUUUUCUUAUUCUGAAGUUACAUCUGUAUUUCAAAUAUUGAUGAUAGUAAAAUAUAUUUAUUCCAUUA